This is a messenger RNA of Leptosia nina, 2571 nucleotides long. Lineage: Eukaryota; Metazoa; Arthropoda; Insecta; Lepidoptera; Pieridae. The record is from the annotation of a GenBank genome assembly.
AUGGCCAACUGCGCGGGAUGGAGCGAGGAACCGGUCUCUAAGGACAAACAACGACCUCCGAUAUACAAUCCCGAGGAUUACGCGACAUCCCUCAAGAAAUGGGGGAAGAAGACGAGCGGAGGGAAUCUCUACGAUGUAGACCCGGGGCAGGACCCCAAUAAGGCGAGGACACUACCUUCGCAGGGUAGCAAGGACUUCAGAAAUCCAUGUUUGGGCGUUGGUGAAGAAAUGAGCCUUCGACAAUUUGGAUCAGCGAGUGAACUUCUAACUAAACUAAGGGCAGAUCUAAGGCUAUCAUUUCCAAGUUUCGUGCAAGAGUUCGCGAGCGAGCCGCUAGAUGGCGUAUCGCUACUUUUGGAACUGUUGCGCAAUGUUCAACUCAGUCAGGCGGGCGAAGGGUCGCGUGGACCUCCAGCUGUUCGCCGUAGACCUCUGCUGGAUGAGCUGGCUUGUUUGCAAUGUCUGUGGAGCUGCUGUACCAGGUAUGCAGAAUGUGUCAGAAGAUUGGUCGUUUGUUCUAACGGAGUGUACGGCCUCGCUGUCUGCAUCAUGUCUACUGUUAACAAGUCUAGAAUACUCGCUUUACAGUUACUCACGAAAGCCUGCUAUCCUCCCGCAAAUGGCCACAGCAUGGUAUCCGAAGCGCUCUCCACUCUUCGCCUUCGUUACGGCGAACCAGUCCGCUUCAGGUUUUUGGUGGGCAUGCUGCAGAGCACCGGUGGUUCUGGGGAUCUCCAAGCAGCUGGUCUAGCCUUCAUUAACUCCUUGUUAACCAGUGCACCCUCCCCGCAGAGGAAACUUUAUAUACAAGCUGAGCUGGAGCAAGCCGGUUUUGAUGUCGUCACUUUGAAAAAGAUUGUUGCUAAAUUACCAAAUCCCAACGAACACGUGAUGAAAGAGAUAGACAAUUAUGAGAGACAACUGAUAGAUAUCGACACACUGAGCGAGAAAGCAAAUGAAGCACAGAAAGAGAAAGAUGAUCUUCGACAUAAGCUAGAACUGCUAGAGAAAAGAGUAAAGAUUUUACAAGAAGAGAAAGGCAUCCUACUAUCAUUAGAGAAAUGUCUAAAAGAAAAGUGUUGCGAAUUACAAGAAGAAGUAAGCACGCUCCGAUCCGAAAACGGCAGUUCUAGCAGGAAGAAAACGUUUGUGAUAAAGAAAAAAAACUCCGCACAUAGAAAGAGAGACGAGUCAUCGCCACCUGAAGAUGAAGGCAUAAGUUCAUCUGAAAGAUCUCUUAGUCCUGAAGGGGACCCACAGAAAGAAUCUAUGGUAUAUGAAGUAUUUAAUAUUAAAAAUGAAACAUACGAUUUGAUGCGCAAUAAGCGGCCUUUGCAUAAGAAAUUAGAGAGCACAAAAAAGAUUGACCACAAAAAGUCUACAGACGAUGAAGAUGAAACAACCAUAGAUGAGGUCAUUCAAGAACUCAGGAACAUCGUCAACCACGCUGAAUCCGAACAAUACUUGAAUAGAAUGCGUGAUAGUAAAUGCAAAAGUAAUAGAACAUCGGACACUGACUAUCAAAAAGAUAGAAGCGAGGAAAAAGAAGACUCUGUAACCAGCACUAGACAUAGCAUCCAUAUAACAAGUAGUAAUGAAUUCGAAGGCAAUAACGAUGACGAAGAAGAAGAAAUCGUACCCAGUAAGAUUCUACCCCAUCCACCGAGAAAGGCAAAAAGUCUCGUUCAAUUGUUUCCACCUGUCGAGCAAGGACUUCUUUAUAAUAAACCGCAAGACUUAUUUGAAGACGCUUAUUAUUCUAGUGAUGAAGGGUCCGAUUCUCUACUCAGCGCAUCGCGAUGUUUAAACCAAGUCAAUAACAAGGAUUCCAUGUCCAGCUUUGAUUUUAACAAAUGCCGCGCAAAGUUUAACGAAACGGUUGAAAGAGAAACGGAUGAUAUCAAGACGAAACGUAAUAGAACGAGAUCGAGAGACGAAUCUAGAAAAACAAGUGUGAAAAGAAGUGAAUCUUUUCAAACAUCCGAGAAGGGAUCUCGUCAGCGUGAAUAUAUUGAUAGCAUAUUUGAUAGUCACAUGUCUUUAAUCGAAACGUCAGUGCAGCGUUCGAGUUCAAAGUGUAGUAGAGUCGACGAAAUUGUAAACCUCAUAGAAUCUAAGAAGCUGACGAAGAGUCUCGACAGAAUAGAUGAGGGACUCAAUUCAAUGGUUGAUAUCGUGAUGGUCCCUGAACCGCAGAAGACAACGUGGUCGUAUGAAAAGCGACAGAGGUCUGUCUCUCGCACGAACAGUGAAAUCGAUGAACCACCUUUAAUACCCAGAUCAAAUAGCCGAACAUAUGAAAAAGAAGAGCUUAAAAGCGAGAAAUAUUCUACUAAACUAAGCUCAGGGUCGUUUGACACAAAUUUCACAAACACGUUCAUGAUGAAGCGAGGGAGCAACUCUGGGUUCUACUCUGGGUCCCCUAUGCUAAGAGACGCUCCUGCCAGCAUGACCAGUCUGGUGAUGAGUGGGACGCACAGCUAUAGCGAUUUGAAGAGGACAUUUUCUCCCGUUAGUUCGAAUAGCUAUGGCCUUAACAAAGUGACAGAUAUGCCUUCAGGAUUGUAUUAA